AUGGCCGACUCACACCCCCCUUCGCGUUCCAAUACACCCACACUCGUGCCUCCAAUGCGGCGGCCACUCGAAGGAGACAAUGCGCCCGCUGUCUCGUCUCCGCUCAACCCCAAUCCGGAUGCGGCAGCGCGUGCCAGACCGAAAGCUCCCGCGCGCGAGCAGAGAGAGAAGCGCGAGACGAUCAAGAAACGCGAAGCUUCAGCGUCGACGCGCCAGGCCACUCCGAGCGCAAAGUCUAGCAAGAAAGAGCGUCCCUCAGCCGACUCACCCAUGCGAUAUUCCAUCCCCGAGCCCAGACCCUCCGACUACGAAGCGCCAAAGGACAGCACGCUGGUGUCACAUGAGCCGAACCCUAUGUAUGCGCCUGAUGGCAUUACCGAGCUGAAGAAGCCACACGAUAUCGCCUGGAACAAGAAGGGCUACAAGUACACCCACUGUGUCGCCGACCCGCUCUUCCGUCACAAGCAAUACUACAGGCAGAGCGACUCCAGGCCGUAUGGACCGCGAAUGAGCCACGAGGACUGCGACAGAUGGUUUCAUUUUGAUAACAGCGCGACAAUCGUAUCCCAGGAGAAGGGCUGGCGCAUGGGACGCGGGAACGUAGUCGCGAGAGAAGGCAGGAUAUACUAUGAGGUCAAGGUGCUCAGAGGCAUACCCAAAGACGGCCCAAAGGAUCCUAUUGACCCUAAGACGGGAGAGACGAAACCGGGUCCCCACGUGAGAAUGGGUUGGGCAAGGAGGGAAGCGCCGUUGGACGGACCCGUGGGCUUCGACGGCUACAGCUACGGCAUCACCGACGCGCGCUUCGAGGCGCAACAUCGAUCGCGCGCCUCCAAGAUCUUCAAGCCGCUCCCCAAGAACGCAAAGAGCAAGCACAUGAAGGCCAGGCCCCCGCAUGGCAAGCCAAUGCCUGUUGAAUAUGUUAUAGAUCAGCAUGUUCAAGAAGGCGAUGUUAUUGGGCUUGAGAUUCAGCUGCCGUCGCUCUCAAUGCAUCGCAAGGUCGUCGAAGGCAUCUACAACCCGGCCGUCGAUCUAGGAGAUGGUUUCGACACCGUCAGCAAUCAAGACCCAUUCGACCGCCCCAUCGACAUCAUCCGUGAUCGCAUACCCGUGCCCUACAAAGGCAACUUCUACUUCGAGCAGCUCGACUACCAAGUUACAAAGAUGGUGGAGGCCUAUCACGACCGCGGUCCGGUGCCCAAGAUACACCCCUCGCCGAAUCACGAAGACGUCAGUGUACGAUCGCUACCACACUCGCAUAUCAAAGUCUACAAGAAUGGUGAGGAGGUUGGCAUCGCUUUCGAGAAUCUCCUAGCCUUCCUCCCUCCUGCUAGUAUACCCUCGGUCGAAGCUAUCAAAGCUGGUGCGCGAACAGGCUUUGAUGACGGCAUGGUAGGAUAUCUGCCAGCCAUCUCACUGUUCAACGGUGGUGUUGCCCAAGUCAACUUCGGUCCUGACUUCUGGUGUCCACCCGAAGAGAUGGUACAGCAGCGCGAAAAGGAUACUCAGAUGGUCGACGGCGAUACAACCGAGCAGCAGAUUCCAGAUGGCCGUAAACUGCGGGCUAUUGGCGAGCGAUACAAGGAGCAGAUUGCCGAGGACGUCGUCUGGGACAUCAUCGAUGAGGUCGACUUCUUCUCCCAGGACGGAGGAUGGGAGUACAAGGGCGAGGCUCCUCAGGACGUGGCAGGCAAGUCCACGCCUAGGGCGCGUGGCUUUGCAAACGCGGAUGAGAAUAUUGGUGUUGAGGUGGCCAAGCGAUACUAA
This is a messenger RNA of Alternaria novae-zelandiae, 1767 nucleotides long. RefSeq lists its product as uncharacterized. The record is from RefSeq and is a predicted model, not a curated record. Bases 1 to 1767 code for a protein of 588 amino acids. NCBI's taxonomy places the organism in Eukaryota, Fungi, Ascomycota, Dothideomycetes, Pleosporales, Pleosporaceae. The transcript has a single exon. Gene Ontology annotation, cellular component: Set1C/COMPASS complex. Gene Ontology annotation, molecular function: protein binding; transcription cis-regulatory region binding.